This is a messenger RNA of Fusarium fujikuroi IMI 58289, 1230 nucleotides long. Its product is annotated as related to O-methyltransferase GliM. The record is from RefSeq and is a predicted model, not a curated record. The coding region runs from base 1 to 1230 and encodes 409 amino acids. Lineage: Eukaryota; Fungi; Ascomycota; Sordariomycetes; Hypocreales; Nectriaceae. Gene Ontology annotation, molecular function: O-methyltransferase activity. The transcript is spliced from 2 exons.
AUGUCGCUUAUUCAAACCCUUGUCCAGCUAGAGGCAUCUUUAACAGCGUUCCUCUCGAUACUGACUAACGAUGGGGUCAAAAGAGAGUUGCAAGAGCUGUUAUAUAAUGACAAAGCUUUGCCGGACAAGGAGAUAUUACAGCGUGUUACAUCGGUAGUGGACAAGCUGGGAGAAAUGCAAUUGAUUUUGGAACCGGCCCAUCUUAUCCUCGCGGAUCAUUUCUUUGGAUACACUGAUACCAAAUGUCUUGUUGCAGCGGUAGACCUGGAUGUUCCUGGUCAUCUCGCCAAUGGUUCGAAGACAUUGGAGCACUUGGCUAAGGUGACCCAUGCAACGCCACUUAGGCUAGGCCAAAUCCUUCGUCCUCUCUACACUAAGGGCAUCUUCUCCUAUGAACCUGCGACGGGGGAGUACGCUUUGAACCAUGUAUCCAGACUAUUACUGAAGGACCAUGCAACUCAAUGGCAUAACUGGGUGACUCUGUAUGGCAAUCAAUUCUUUGAUAUUGCAAGAGGCAUCCCAGAAGCUGUUAAAUCUGGCUCUACUCGAUGCGCCGCACAGGUCAACUUCGACACAGACUUGGACAUGUUUGCUUACUUUGAAAGCCAAGGCUGGGUCCCGCAACUACACAAGACCCUUGGAGGGGGUGCCAAGGCAAUGGCCCCUGGAAUUCUCGUAGAUUAUCCUUGGCACGAGAUUGGAGAUAAAACUGUCAUGGAUAUCGGAGGAGGCAGUGGAGCUCUACUAGCUUCGCUCCUACGAGCUAACCCCGGGAUGUCGGGAGCUCUCUUUGACCGACCGGCCGUGAUAGAUCACAUCAUUCCGUUCUUCACGAAAGGCGGUCAAUUUGAAGACCUUGAAAGCCAAGUACCACGUGGUAAUCUCAUAUCUGGGAAUUUUCUUGAAGAAUUGCCCAAGUAUGAGGCUUACACAAUGAAGUGGUGCCUUCAUGACUGGGAUGACAAGACAGUUGUCAAAAUUCUAAAGAACAUCCGGGAGGCAAUCAUUGCGACCGAGUCAAGCCGGUUGAUAGUGCUAGAGUCCGUACUAUCCGACACUCGGAGUGGCAGGCUUUCGGUAUACGGAGACAUCAACAUGAUGAUGACUGUCAAUGGCCAGGAAAGGACCGAAGAUAAAUGGAAUGAACUAGCUGAGAGGGCUGGGUGGCGGACCGAGAGGAUCUGGCCGUUGAGGAAUGCUUGGGUACAGGCUAUUGACUUGAGGCCAUAA